AUGUGUUUUUCCAUCUUCUGCUUCUCCUCAGUGGCUGAGAAGACCAAAGAGCAAGUGUCUAAUGUUGGGGGAGCUGUGGUGACAGGAGUGACAGCAGUGGCCCAGAAGACAGUGGAAGGAGCAGGGAACAUUGCUGCAGCUACUGGCUUGGUGAAGAAGGAUCAGUUGGCUAAACAG
Molecule: messenger RNA, 177 nt
Organism: Apaloderma vittatum (bar-tailed trogon)
Lineage: Eukaryota; Metazoa; Chordata; Aves; Trogoniformes; Trogonidae
Product: alpha-synuclein-like
Exons: 1
Biological process (GO): chemical synaptic transmission; synaptic vesicle endocytosis; synapse organization
Cellular component (GO): cytoplasm; neuronal cell body; axon terminus
Molecular function (GO): cuprous ion binding
Source: RefSeq, a predicted model, not a curated record